GUUCCACACGAUUAGGAAAUAAUUCGCGUGUCAGUGUCAUCUUUCUUAUGCUAAGUGGCUGUCUUUGAAGGCGGAUCUUUUGGCAGGUUGGACCGGGACCGAGGCGGCUCGGAGCAGCUCAGACAAGCGCUGCCACCAAACGCAUCAACAGCCCGCCUCCCAGGAGCACAGCCAUUCCGUACUACUUGUGGCAGACGUGUGAUUUUUUUUACCACCGAGGAUGUUUGUUUGAGUCGGACGUCAUUGUGACCCAAGGAAAAAAAAAAAAAAAAGCAGGGGAGGAGGCGCUCGACUUGGAGUGUGAGUGAGGCUCUUCCAACUUCUUGCGCUGGGACGGAAAGCACGCCGCUGCGAGACAACGCCGGACGGAAAAGUCGCAUGAAACGAGAGGAUGGAGGAUCGAGUGAUUUCACUUGGAAUGCAUGGCCAAGGAGAUUUUUUUUCUGCACACAUUUGAGGCUUUGAGAGAUUGACUGAACACGCAUGCUGCAACUCUUGAAUCACAAACAGCGCGCCCGACAGCAUGGGCUGCAACGCACUCUUCCUUCUGCAAGACUCUAUUUUUGGAACAGAGUGGGAUUUGCGUUUUUAUUGAAGUUUGGUGGGCAAGGUGGUCUUGCAAUUGAAAGCCGUGUAAGUUAAGACACUCUCAUCUGGUUUGACGAAAGACUUUGCUGUUGUGUAAGAUAACCAAUGGUGGACAGUUUUUUUCAUUGCUUUUCAACUCCAUUCGUAAGGAUGUGUUCAAUUACAAACCUGAACCUUACACUGUUCAUUUUGCUGGUGCUGCGCAUCACUGAGAGCUCAGCCAUUAGCUCCAUUGACCCUGACUGGCCAGGAGAGGGCAAAUGUCAACAAAUCAGCAUCCCCCUGUGUAAGGACGUUGGCUACAACAUGACUCGCAUGCCAAAUCUCAUGGGCCACGAUAACCAAAAAGAAGCAGCCAUGCAGCUGCAAGAAUUUGCAACGCUGAUCCAGUUUGGAUGCCACAGCCAUCUUAAAUUUUUUCUUUGUUCGCUUUAUGCCCCCAUGUGCACCGAGCAAGUGUCCAACCCCAUCCCUGCUUGCAGAGUCAUGUGUGAGCAGGUCAAAGUGAAGUGCUCCCCAAUUUUGGAACAGUUCAACUUCCCCUGGCCGGACUCGCUGGACUGCUCACGGCUACCCACCAAAAACGACCCCAACUACCUCUGCAUGGAGGCGCCCAACAACGGCUCAGACGAACCUCCCAAAGUCUCGCACACCCAGCCACCCGAUUUCAGACUGCACCGGCCCCUGAAUGGAGCGGACCUGCACCCGAAGGACACCGGCAGCAGAAAGAAAUGCAGCAACCCUGGCAAGUUCCACUUUGUUGAGAAAAGCGAAUCGUGUGCCCCAAAAUGUUACCCUAAAGUGGAUGUCUACUGGAGCCAAGGAGACAAGCAGUUCUCCUUGGUAUGGAUCGCCAUCUGGUCCAUCCUGUGCUUUGUCUCCAGCGCUUUCACUGUGCUCACUUUCCUCAUUGACCCCCAGCGCUUCAAAUACCCGGAGAGGCCCAUCAUCUUCCUCUCGAUGUCCUACUGUGUUUACUCUGUGGGCUACCUGGUCCGGCUUUUCGUGGGAGCUGACAGAAUCGCCUGUGACAGAGACAACGGGGUCCAGUAUGUCAUCCAGGAGGGCCUGGAGAGCACCGGCUGCACUAUAGUGUUCCUGAUCCUGUAUUAUUUUGGCAUGGCAAGCUCCCUUUGGUGGGUCAUCUUGACUCUCACAUGGUUUCUGGCCGCCGGAAAGAAGUGGGGUCACGAAGCCAUCGAGGCCAAUAGCAGCUACUUCCACCUUGCGGCGUGGGCCAUCCCGGCCGUGAAGACCAUCAUGAUCCUGGUGAUGAGGAAGGUGGCGGGAGAUGAGCUGACGGGUGUUUGCUAUGUAGGCAGCAUGGACGUCAAGGCGCUCACGGGCUUUGUGCUUAUACCUCUCUCCUGCUACCUUAUCACGGGCACCUCCUUUCUCCUGUCUGGCUUUGUGGCUCUCUUCAACAUCAGGAAGAUCAUGAAGACAGAAGGGGAGAACACAGACAAGCUGGAGAAGUUGAUGGUUCGUAUCGGGGUCUUUUCUGUGCUUUACACCGUCCCGGCCACGUGCGUCAUUGCCUGCUACUUCUAUGAGCGACUCAACAUGGAGUACUGGCGCAUGCUGGCUACGGAGGACAAAUGUAAGGACAACAGUGGACAGGAAUCUGAGUGCCUUUUGACCACGUCCAUUCCCGCCGUUGAGGUCUUUAUGGUGAAGAUCUUCAUGCUGCUGGUGGUGGGCAUCACGAGCGGCAUGUGGAUCUGGACUUCCAAGACCCUGCAGUCGUGGCAGAACGUAUUCAGCCGGAAACUACGAAAGAGAACGAGAAGGAAGGCGAGCAGCGUGUUCACCAGCAGCCGACCUUACAUGAAACCUCACCCGUCUCUCAAAGGGCACGCUACUAAGUACGAACCCACGCGGCCCCCUCCUACAUGUGUAUGAGCUGGCUCUUUCCCUGUGUAUAAACCCCAGAAAACACUGCGAAACCCUGGCCAUGAGACAUUUUAUUCAAGAGUGCCAUGAUGUAUUUAUGCAAGCUGCACUGAAUAUCAUGCAACGUGUUUUGUUGUUGUUGUUGUUGUUGUUGUCGUAUCUCGAGCAACAAGAGCUGCCUUUGUUUGGAGAAAAAAAACCUGCUUCUCGUCUGUUAUCCUACUGAGGAUCCUGGUGGAGAAAAAAAAUGUGCUGUUUCAAUUAUGAGAAAAGGAGCGGAAUAACCAAUUGAGCUGUGCCAUGGGGUUAUUUAAAUAAUGUGCAAUAGAUGUUUUGCUUUCAUGCGACAAAGACACUUGUACUGUUUAGUGGAAGAUUACAGACGAAGAAAGGACCCCAGAGACAAUGGAGGCAAAUGGUCAGAGAUGAGUGUUGUGUUUAGAGGCUUUUUAAUGGAAAUGGAGACUGGCGGUGUCAUAUAUGUUUGAACUGGAGCGAGAACAGCUGUUGAAAAGCAGCCCAGACCUUCUCAACUGCCUUUUGUCAAGCAAAUCCAUGCUGUAAAUUAAUUAAGCACUCUGUAUUGAAAAGUUGUUCGUAUGCGCUUUGGAGUUUUCGGUUGCUGUUUUAUAGCACAAGAAAAUGUUUGUAUGUAUUUCUAAAACUGCAGAUUUUAUUAAAAAAACGUUUUAGUUUUAAA
Molecule: messenger RNA, 3181 nt
Organism: Hippocampus comes (tiger tail seahorse)
Lineage: Eukaryota; Metazoa; Chordata; Actinopteri; Syngnathiformes; Syngnathidae
Gene: fzd10
Product: frizzled class receptor 10
Exons: 1
Coding region: 694-2490 (598 amino acids)
Biological process (GO): non-canonical Wnt signaling pathway; canonical Wnt signaling pathway
Cellular component (GO): membrane
Molecular function (GO): transmembrane signaling receptor activity; Wnt-protein binding
Source: RefSeq, a predicted model, not a curated record